Medioppia subpectinata is the source of this 1377-nucleotide messenger RNA. The record is from the annotation of a GenBank genome assembly. NCBI's taxonomy places the organism in Eukaryota, Metazoa, Arthropoda, Arachnida, Sarcoptiformes, Oppiidae.
GUGAUCGAGAGGUGCGGCACCGAACAGGAGAAACAGUACGCCAAACAGAUCACACCCGUACGCAAACGUGGUAAUUACCUGCUCUGCACACUCCUGUUGGGCAACGUGUUGGUCAACUCGACGCUCACCAUUCUGUUGGACGACCUGACCAGCGGUAUCGUAGCCGUAGUGGCCUCCACCCUAUCCAUCGUGGUGUUCGGUGAGAUCAUACCGCAGGCCCUGUGCUCGCGACACGGCCUGGCGGUGGGCGCCCGUACUGUGUAUCUUACGUACCUGUUUAUGGUGUUGACGUUUCCGCUCUCGUAUCCCAUUUCCAAGGUUUUGGAUAAAGUUUUAGGCGAAGAGAUUGGCAACGUGUACGACAGGGAACGGCUGAUGGAAUACAUUCGGGUGACCAAAGACCACAACCGACUGGACGCGGAUGAGGUGAACAUCAUAUCGGGUGCUCUGAAGCUGUCGAAGAUGAAAGUGGUUGAGAUCAUGACACAGAUUCAGGACGUGUUUAUGCUGUCCUACAAUACGGUACUCAACUUCGAGGCCAUGAAUACCAUCAACAGUCAGGGCUACUCACGAGUGCCGGUGUUCGAGGGCGACCGCAACAACGUGGUGGGCAUUCUGCACGCCAAAGACCUGGCCUUCACCGAUCCCGACAACAAUAUGCCCAUCAAAGCCCUCAUCGAGUUUUAUAAACACCCGCUCUAUUUCGUCUACGAAGACGUGACGCUGGAUGUGAUGCUCAACGAGUUUAAACAGGGUAAGUCUCAUAUGGCGUUCGUGCGUAAGAUAAUCGACGACGGUAUCAACGAUCCGGUGUACGAGUUGGCCGGUGUGGUCACACUGGAGGACGUGAUCGAAGAGCUGAUCCAAGCGGAGAUCAACGAUGAGACGGACGUCAUAUCGGAUAAUCGCCGCAAACAGAAGCGCAAAGAGGCGGUGAAUCGACCGAAUUAUUCAGAUUUUAUGAAACUGGGCGGUGGAAGCGAUCACGACACCAAAAAGCUGACCUCUCAAAUGGGACUCGCGGCCUACAGAUACCUGUCCACAUUUGUGGAUCCAUUCACUCCUGAAUUCCUAACGGAGACUGUAUUGAAGAGAUUGAUGUCGCAGAAGAUCUACCGCGAGAUCAAAGUGAAGCCUAACGUGCAGUUCGACAAUGUAGACAAAGUGCCGGCCGAUAAACGGCUUUACACGUACGGAAAAGCGGCCGACUAUUUCAUAUUGAUUCUCGACGGCAGAGUCCGAGUCAUCAUUGGUAAAGAGCAGCACUCCUACGAAUGCGGCGCUUUCCAGAUCUUCGGCGUGUCUGCGCUUAAGAUGGCCUCCGCUGACGAUAAAGUGGCCAAAUCUAAUUCGAUGGGACGCCUGUCCAUCACUGAA